Messenger RNA from Epinephelus moara (kelp grouper), 1384 nucleotides. It is a transcript of the gene fam167ab, whose product is annotated as family with sequence similarity 167 member Ab. Bases 332 to 955 code for a protein of 207 amino acids. The transcript is spliced from 3 exons. NCBI's taxonomy places the organism in Eukaryota, Metazoa, Chordata, Actinopteri, Perciformes, Serranidae. The record is from RefSeq and is a predicted model, not a curated record.
GCGUGGAGCUGUGAGGUGGAUGAUAUGAGAGAGGGAGCCGGCUGCAGAUGGUGUUCACUGAUGUGGCGGCUUGGAUCCAGGCUGGAGGACUACACGGUGAGCUGCAGCAGAGGGACUCUCACAAGCUCUAAAGAUACUUCAAAACACCAAUGGAGGGUUUACGGAGCUUUUGAAGAUUUACUUUCUGGACAAAGAACAGAGGGAGUGGACGCAGCAAGGACAAAAACCUAACUAUGGUCAUUUGUAACACUGAAAGAGGCCACCAAUGACGAGCAGAUAUCUCUUUUCAUUUUGACACAUUUUUUGAGGAGCUUUUUUUAACAGAUUAAUAAUGGAUGCUCCCUCAGCUCCUCAGAUUACUGUGGACAAGUCUAAUGUCCUGGAGGAAGCAGAAUGUGGGAAAGAUCUGCCCACAGAUGACCAUCUCAUGAACUUGAAGGCCCUGACGGAGAAACUAAGACUGGAGACCAGGAGGCCUUCGUACCUGGAGUGGAAAGCCCGACUCGAGGCGGAAAGUUUCAGAGAGUCUGGAACUGGAAAAGGCUCAAUCAAAGUGGAGCCUGAGGGGAAACUGGUCACCCCCAAAGAGACUGUGGUGAAGUCUGAUGUGAUUCAGCGCAAGUUGCCGUCGGGUGUACCGAAGGGAUUUGAGAACAUCGAUGAAGCGCUCAGCUGGCUGAGGAGAGAACUGACAGACAUGCGCUUGCAGGACCAGCAGCUGGCGAGGCAGCUCAUGCGGCUCCGCAAUGACAUCAACAAGCUGAAGAUAGAGCAGACGUGCCACCUGCAUCGCCGGAUGCUCAACGACGCCACCUUCGGCCUCGAGGAGCGGGACGAGCUGUCGGACCUGCUGUGCGAAUGUCCGGUCACCCCGGGGCUCGGCCUCUCUGCCCCGCUGAGACUCAUCGGCGUCACCAAGAUGAACAUUAACUCUCGCCGCUUCUCGCUCUGCUAGUGGCCGUAAUGUCACUUCAGGGAGAGAACAAAGCUGCCUGUCUAAUACUACCUUUGCUCCAGUGCAACAUGACAGCCCUGGCCAUUUGUUAGAUUGUGGUGAAGUCUUACUGACCACAACGUUGGGAGGAUGGCCCGAGAUGUAAACCCUGUUUUACUGCCUCUAUAAUUACAGAGAGAGAUUUAGGUAAUGUAUAUUAUUUAGACACAAGAAUUUGAGUGUAGUAGGUACAUAUAUAGUGUGUUUGCCACUAAACUAUACAUGGCAGCUACAUACAGAAACCUCUGUCUUAAAACCGCAGCACAUUUUAGACCUUUAGAGCAUCGUGACUUCAAACAGAAUACUUUUUAAACUCCAGUGAAACAAUCUCAGCUUAUUCCUGUCCACUUUUUUAAGCCUUAUCAGUCACACUGUUACAGUAACCCAAAA